AUGCCUACCGAGAAUGAUACCGUGAGAAAGCAUGUCCAAUACCUCGGCCAUUUCAACGCCAUUACCAACCUCAAAAAGGCGGUGAACGGAACACCCAUCAGUGGCCCGACGAGGAAAUACAGGAUUGCUGCGGAAAGACUUCACUCCUCCGCGCGGCUUUGUCUGGGAGCUUUCCCCAACUGAAUUCAAGAGAGGGUAAGUUUGGCUGUGAGUCUUCAAAUCCGAUCAAUCUCGCCCGACUAGAUACUGAUCACUUUGUGUGUAGUGGUUGCCAGAGAUCGACCACUUCCACCCACUUGUCCCCAUCAUCCUGGUUAAAAUAAGAAAGGACUGGCACGACAGGGGAUAUGAAGAUGGGAGAGUCGAAUUUGUGACUCCGGAUAUAGGCGAGCAAAUGAAGCGGAUGAAUAGUGCCGACAAGUAUAUCGAGUGUUCUAGCUUGAAGGGCGAGGGUGUCAGGGAGAUGUUUGGGAUGGGAAGAUCGUGGGGGUAUUUGAGCUCUUGA
This is a messenger RNA of Fusarium keratoplasticum, 505 nucleotides long. RefSeq lists its product as uncharacterized. Lineage: Eukaryota; Fungi; Ascomycota; Sordariomycetes; Hypocreales; Nectriaceae. The coding region runs from base 1 to 183 and encodes 60 amino acids. The record is from RefSeq and is a predicted model, not a curated record. The transcript is spliced from 2 exons.